AUACAAAAUUUUCGUUUCCUAUUUAUACUCCUUCUAAAAUGGAUUGUUGCCUGGGACGCCAGUCGGAGAGGCGCGAAGACAAGCGCGAGGACAAGCGCGAGGACAAGCGCGAAGACAAGCGCGAAGACAAGCGCAAACAAAAGCGGGAACAAAAGUCGGAAAAGAAGCCGGAUGAUUUGAACGAAACCGAAUUGGCCAAACUGUUGGACCUGGAGUUUGAGCACAUGCGUCGCCAGGCUCAAGCAAUAUGUCAGACGCUGGUCCAUCCAAGGGACCAGAAAUGCUGCCGGACCCAGCUCGAAGACGUCUCAAGGCUAAAUAAGUCAUACUCUUUGGAAAUAAAAAAGAACGUAAAUAUAUUUUUGAAAUUUUAUCUCAAGGCACUAAGAUGGACGCAGCUAAAUCAACCGGUGGAACUAUACAAGAAGUGGUACCCCACGGACAGCGACUCUAAAGAAAAGUGUGUCUGGAUGGAACCGGGGAAAUGUUUUUUCGCCAUGAAAGAGUUUGAGGAUGGCUCCAUAAUAAUGUACCAAGCCACGGCCAAAGAUCCCUCUGCCAAAUGGACUUCGAACGGUCUCAAGGCAUUAAGAUAGUAUAUUUUUCGAUUUAAGGCUACUUUCGAAAUUCGCAGUGUACAGCAAUGUUUCGAUAAGUUUUUUUUUUUUUUGUAAAGCAUUAAUUGCAAUAAAAAACAAC
This is a messenger RNA of Drosophila persimilis, 699 nucleotides long. RefSeq lists its product as uncharacterized. The record is from RefSeq and is a predicted model, not a curated record. Bases 39 to 596 code for a protein of 185 amino acids. Lineage: Eukaryota; Metazoa; Arthropoda; Insecta; Diptera; Drosophilidae. The transcript is spliced from 2 exons.